CAAAGAUUAAGUUUGCGGCUGUUGUGCUCUUAGAAUCUGAAGAAGGAUCCAAAUUCAAGAAUUGUUCAAGUGAUCUGCAACUACAGGACUCAGUUCAGUUUCUAAAGAGAAAGUAAAAAAUCAUGGAUGGUAAAUUGAUAAAUGAUAGAAAAUAAGCAAUUCCCUGAUAAACAAGGCAUCUUUUGUUUUUAGAUUCAGAAGAGAAUUAAAAGACAAAAGGAAUUUAAAAAAUGGCAAAACAAAAAUCGAAACAAUGUCAUGGAAUCAAGGAAGAAUUUGUUGGACUAGUUAACCGAGGAGCCACAUGCUACUUGAACACAAUACUGCAAACUCUCUACAUGACUCCUGAAGUUCGGCAAAAUAUAAAUUGCUUUCCUGUGGCAAAGGAUAAAGACAAGAGCAUUUGCUACCAACUUAAAAAGCUUUUUGAAGAACUGGAUCGCAAAAUAAUACCUGUGAACACAGAUGGGAUUAUCAGAACUUUAUUGACACACGAACAAACUAAUGAUCAACAAGAUAUAGAAGAAUACUUCCGAAUCUUAAUGAACAAAGUUGCUGAAGAAAGUGAGGAAUCCCAAAAAAUAUUGCAGAUCUACCAGAGUGAAAUGAUAAAUUCACUGACAUGCUUGGAAUGCGAAAGUGAAUACAAAGAAAAAAGUAUUCUUUUAGAUAUUCCUUUGCCUAUUCGCUCUUUUGAUUCUAUCAUUUUCAAGGAUGUGAUGGAAUCUUUUCAAGAUUUUUUGAAAUCUGAAAUCUUGGAUGAUGACAAUAUGUGCUACUGUGAAAAAUGUGACGGAAAGACCAAGACAAAGACAAUGUAUUACUUUGAAUGCUUGCCACAGAUACUGAUUCUGCAACUGAAAAGAUUUGACUUUGACUAUGGCCGUAUGGGUUAUGUAAAGCUUGACGAUCAGAUAAAGAUCCCACUGACUUUAAAAUUUGAAGAAAUGAAGAAUGAGGAAACUAAGAAUGUACAAUGGUGUUUGAUGCCCCGGGCAUCACAGGUCACCACUGAAGCAGAAAGGACUCCUUCAGCAAAACGUAGGUUAAUUGACAAUCCAGAGGAACAUCCAUCAAAAAAGCUCAAAACUUGUCAGAGUGAAGAAAGCCAAGAUGAAACUCGCGAAGUGAAUGGUGAAACAGGCACUGAAUUUAAUGGUAGCAGUAGUGGCAAUGACAGUGACCAGCAUGGUGAGCCUCUGCCAAGACCAUUACCACAGGCAGAGGCACCGCCGCUCACACAAGCAGCAAGACCCACCUCAGAUACCGUGCAUUCAGAGAUAACAAAAUGCAUGAACUAUGAGCUGUUUGCCAUCUGUGACCAUAUUGGAGGAUAUGGCAGUGGUCAUUAUGUUGCUCAAAUCAAAUCGCACACUAAUAAGUGGUACCUAUUCAAUGAUUCAUCGGUUAGCAAGAUAAGUGAAGAUGAGUCUCAUGAAAAAUCUCAAUGCAGCAGGAAUAGAAAAUCAACAACAUUUCAUAAAUGUUCAGGAACAGAAUACCUAUUGAUGUACAGGAAUGUAGAACCAAACAGCAAUCAAGAACGCUUUGAACAAAAGCAGCGACUUUCCUCUGAAAGUACUGAUGAUAAGAUAGAAAUAAAUGAAGAGGAAAAUAAUCCGAAGACAAAAGGAGAGGAAAAUAUUAUGGUGGAUGAGGAAUUGCCGAACAUUACUGAAACACAAGUCAUAAUAGAGAUUCAGAAAGCACCAGAAGAACAAGGUCAGGCAGGAAGAGUUGAAGAAAAAGCGGAUUUUAUACAAUGCAAUGAGGGAAGAGAUUAUCAUGAGGGGAAUCCUGACAUAUUGGAAGAAAAACAAAAUGUAAAAGAUGUGGGUGAGAAAAACAGAAAAGACAAACAAGAACAAAGUAUAGCAAAGAAGAAUAUGUCAAACAUAGAUGAAUCCAGAAUAGGAAACAGUGUAGGAAACAAGAAUAUUAAAGGAAAAAAGGCAACAGGAGAGGAAAGCCAAGGUAUAAAAUCAGAAGAGACAGAUCAUAAAGAAAGGACAGUAGACAAAAGAGGAAUAUCUCAAAGAAAAAGAGGGACAAAACAAGAACAGGUGAAGGUGGAACAAACUUGCGGAAUGGAACAGGAAGAAACUGUGGGAUCACAAUGUCUAGAAAGACAGAAGAAACGGAGUAAAGAGAAGUUGAAGCAAAGGAAAAAUCAAGUCAACAUUAGGAAAAAUGCAAAUGAUUUAGUUGAGGAACAUAGAAUCAUAGAAUAUGAUUCAGCCCAUCAUGCAGGCGGUUUGGAAGAGCUAUCCAAUCAUUCCCACUCCCCCACUCUCUCCCUGAUGCAACAUCAGCAAAUUGCAGAAAAACAAGAUACCACAAAGAAAAAAGCAAACGCCAAAGCAGCAAAAAGAAAAAAAGCAGAAGAAUUAAAAUCAAGGAAAGCCACGAAAAAGACAUUUAAAAGUAGAAUUUUAAAAAUAUUCUCUAAAAAACAAAAGUCCCCUAAAAAAGGUUUUAAUAAGAGUAAUAGUAUUGAGAGUUUGACAGAAGAAUUAAAGUCAGAGAAAGGCAAGGAUAAGGAAGUUUUUUCUCCCCAAAAGUCCUCUAAAAAAGAAAAGCUCCCUAAAAAAUCUCAUAAGUGGUCUUGUAUUGGGAGGAGUGCUGAAGAAGAAUAAAUUUAUAGCUUAGACCAGUAGGGACGAAUCUUUACGGUGAGCCAAAACAAAACAUUUUCUUUUGAUUAAAUCAAGAAAUAUUGAAUUAAGAAACCUCCAGCUCGUGGCCACAGCUUGUAGAUCAGGUCUAGACAUGUAAAAAAUAUAAUGUACCUGCCAAUGCUUUUUUAAGAAAUAAAUCAUUUGCUUACUGUGAUAAUAUGAAUAAGUUUAGCUAAGAAACUGCUUAUCAAAUGCAAGGAUUAUUAUUAUUAUAUGUACUUGUAACUGCUUACUUAUAAACUCAACAGUACUUUAGUAUGUUUUGCAGUGUUUUAUACUUUUUGGAUUUAAUUAGACAUUUGCUAACCUAUAAUAAUCUGAAUAAAACCUAAUUAAACAGCCUUAAACUAGUGUAUAUACUUCUGGACGGGUUAAAAUAUUUCCAGCAACUUAGAGCGGAAGCUAAUGUUGCCUUCACAGCAAUCUGGAAAAUAACCUUAGUGCAUUUAAACAAAGUCAAUUUCGAAACUUCGAACAUACCAAACAGAAAAUGGAGCGAUUUGUUUUCAUUUUUCAAUUAGGUUAAUAUUGUAAAUGUUGCUUUGCCUUCAAUAAAAUGUAAAACAUUUAUUA
Molecule: messenger RNA, 3251 nt
Organism: Callorhinchus milii (elephant shark)
Lineage: Eukaryota; Metazoa; Chordata; Chondrichthyes; Chimaeriformes; Callorhinchidae
Product: ubiquitin carboxyl-terminal hydrolase puf-like
Exons: 15
Coding region: 231-2636 (801 amino acids)
Biological process (GO): protein deubiquitination
Cellular component (GO): cytosol; nucleus
Molecular function (GO): cysteine-type endopeptidase activity; cysteine-type deubiquitinase activity
Source: RefSeq, a predicted model, not a curated record